AUGGCGUCGAUGUUUGAGCAGACCGGAAACGGCCACCUUUUCCUCGGUGGCCAGAAGAUCUCUGGUCAGGACAUUAGGGAACAGAAUGUUCUUGCGACACAGGCCAUCGCCAAUGUGGUCAAGAGCUCUUUCGGCCCCAGCGGUCUCGACAAGAUGAUGGUCGACGAUAUCGGUGAUGUUACCGUAACAAAUGAUGGCGCCACUAUUCUCAGCCUCCUCGACGUCGAGCACCCCGCCGGCAAGAUCCUAGUCGACCUCGCCCACCAGCAAGACAAGGAGGUCGGUGAUGGCACCACGUCUGUCGUCCUGAUCGCCGCCGAGCUUCUGCGCAGAGCCAAUGAACUGAUGAAGAAUCGGAUACACCCGACUACGAUCAUCACCGGUUACCGUCUUGCCCUUCGCGAGGCCGUCAAGUACAUGAACGAGAAUGUCAGCAUCAAGGUGGACAACCUUGGCCGCGAGUCCUUGCUCAGCAUUGCCAAGACAUCCAUGUCGAGUAAGGUCAUCGGCUCGGACUGGGAGUUUUUCUCCAACAUGGUUGUCGAUGCCAUGCUCGCUGUCGAGUCCAAGAACAACCGAGGGGAGGUCAAGUACCCCGUCAAGGCUGUCAACAUUCUCAAGGCGCACGGCAAGGGUGCUCUCGAGUCCGUUCUCGUCAAGGGCUAUGCUCUCAACUGCACAGUGGCCUCGCAAGCUAUGGUCACCACUGUACGAAAUGCCAAGAUCGCUUGUCUGGAUAUCAACUUUCAGAAGGAGCGCAUGAAGCUUGGUGUUCAGAUCACCGUCGAUGACCCGCAACAGCUUGAGCAGAUCCGGCAAAGAGAGUCCGGCAUGGUCAUUGAGCGCAUCGAAAUGAUUCUCAAGGCCGGUGCCAACGUCAUUCUCACUACCAAGGGCAUCGAUGACAUGUGCCUGAAGCUGUUCGUCGAGCGCGGCGCCAUGGCCGUGCGCCGCUGCAAGAAGGAGGACCUUCGCCGCAUCGCUAAGGCGACCGGCGCGUCGUUCCUCAGCACCUUGUCUGACCUGAAUGGUGAUGAGCGCUUCGACGCUUCAUCCCUGGGUUAUGCUGAGGAGGUCUCCCAGGAGAGAAUCUCUGACGACGAGUGCAUUCUGGUCAAGGGCACCAAGGAGCACUCCUCUGCAUCGAUCCUGCUGCGUGGCGCCAAUGACUUCCAGCUGGAUGAAAUGGAACGGUCCGUUCACGACUCACUAUGCGCGGUGAAGCGCGUGCUCGAGAGCGGCAACGUCGUGCCUGGUGGCGGUGCCGUCGAAACUGCUCUGCACAUCUACCUGGAGGAGUUUGCGGGCACGGUCGGCUCGAGGGAGCAGCUUGCCAUUGGCGAGUUUGCCCAGUCUCUUCUUGUCAUUCCCAAGACGCUGGCUGUCAACGCCGCCAAGGAUGCGAGUGAGCUCGUGGCCCAGCUGCGGUCAAGACAUGCUCUGUCGCAGCGGACACAGGAAGGCGAAGGCAACGAGGACGAGAAGACGGUUGCUCGGAAGAAGGGGUACAAGAACUACGGCCUGGACUUGAUGAAGGGCAAGGUCGUGGACGAGAUCAAGGCGGGCGUGCUGGAGCCCAGCAUCAGCAAGAUCCGGCAGCUCAAGAGCGCGGUGGAGGCAUGCAUCAGCAUUAUGCGGAUUGAUACCCUGAUCAAGCUUGACCCUGAGGAGCGGGGUGAGCCGGACGACGGCCACGGUCACUAA
Molecule: messenger RNA, 1704 nt
Organism: Microdochium trichocladiopsis
Lineage: Eukaryota; Fungi; Ascomycota; Sordariomycetes; Xylariales; Microdochiaceae
Product: chaperonin Cpn60/TCP-1 family
Exons: 3
Coding region: 1-1704 (567 amino acids)
Biological process (GO): protein folding
Cellular component (GO): chaperonin-containing T-complex
Molecular function (GO): ATP hydrolysis activity; ATP-dependent protein folding chaperone; ATP binding
Source: RefSeq, a predicted model, not a curated record